Falco peregrinus (peregrine falcon) is the source of this 15966-nucleotide messenger RNA. RefSeq names its product chromodomain helicase DNA binding protein 6 (gene CHD6). The record is from RefSeq and is a predicted model, not a curated record. NCBI's taxonomy places the organism in Eukaryota, Metazoa, Chordata, Aves, Falconiformes, Falconidae. The coding region runs from base 5070 to 13289 and encodes 2739 amino acids. The transcript is spliced from 38 exons. Gene Ontology annotation, molecular function: protein binding; ATP-dependent chromatin remodeler activity; ATP binding.
UGCAAGGUGAUGAGAUUAGAAAUUAUUUAUUCUUCUGUAGUAAUGUCGGUUUUGGAAGCAAGGUUAUGGGGGCUGGCCCAUGAUUAGUGUCUGUCUUGGACCUUGGUGCACCCCUAGCCACUGCAUCUUGAUAUUCCUCCUGGUUGUUCUUAGCUUAAAGGUUAGGAGGUGUGUGUUGCAGCAGAUGUCUUCCCAGGCUGACUGAAGCAGCAGAGCAAUGCUGCUUGCUGUGGUAACAGACCACUAGCUAUGCAGUAUGUAAAUGAAACUAGUAUUAGGGAACAUUGUUUGAGAGUUUGUUGUCUUCAAAGUUUCAAAACCUGGCCAAAAUUAUGCUUAUCUUAUUAAUUUGGAGGACUUCUUUGAGUCGUGACUGAGCCUGCUAUGGCGUAUGCCUGAGGCUAUCUGAGAUCUAUUUGGUGGGUGGAGACCCUGAAGAACUGCGUGUUUUAACACUGUUGCAGGCAAGCUAGCAUUGUAACUAUUUUUGCAGGCCACAUACUAGGGAUUCUUUGGUGCCUGUGACAGUUUGUCUUCUAGGUUUCCUGCUUCCAGCACUGUGACUUGCAACAUGUCUUACAGCCUUGGGGUCCCAACAGUGUUGCAGAGUUUCUCCAUGAGUCUCAUGUGUCAUUGCAAUGGCUAUGUGGGAGAUGCUGCAGGCGGGUGCCGGUGGGGGCACUGGGGCACACUCAGAGGGCUCUGCCACAGAUGUCUGUUAACCAGACCUACUGUUGGCCUGAGGACUUCUCAGAUUGGAUGGUAACAGUGAUAUUUAGGACAUGUUCAGCUCUUUGGGCAGAUGUGGGCUUGAGAACAAAGUCUGCUGGAUCUGCCUGACCUUGCAGUAACUCUGCCGGGGUAGGUCAGACUCACAGAGGGGCUGUGAAAUGUUCUCUUGGGCUGGCCCCUGCUCUGGGCAGGCAGCGCAUCUGGGGAUGUGCUUCUGGAGGCUGAGUAAAAGAGCUGGGAUACUUUUUGCUGGGGGAUGGCUCUGCACAGUUGGAGCUAAAAGGGUGGAAGCUGUUCUUGGUGGGGCUGGCUGCUGGGGACUGGCUGGGGACCUCCUCUGAGUAUUGUGCUCUGAAGCGAGAUGCAGUGGCAUGCUGGACAGGGUCCCAGUGUCCCCUGUGCUGGACAGACAUAUCUGGAGAGGAGCUCUUCUUUGCGGACUGUUGGGUACAGACUUCCCUGAGCCUUCCCUAGCCUCCUGAAUUUGCCCCAUUUGCUGUCAGUUAUGCCAGCUCUUGCAAGCAUUGGAUGUGCUGUGAAAUUGCUUAAUCACCCCAAGCAGAGUUUUGUCUUGGAUUUUCCUGGGGGUUGAGUGCAGAAAGGGCGAGUGCCGCAUUAUUUUCAGCAUCAGUCCUCUGACUUCAGGCUGGCCUUCCUCAAAGCACAGCCUCAGGCAUGCAGAGCAGUAGCAGAGAGCCAGGGCCGAGCUGCACACAGCAUUCCGCCUGGUUUUGCAGUGUGGGGCUGCCUGCCUGCUCUUUUUACCCCCCUAUCUGAGAUAUAAAUAUAAUAUAAAAUAAUAGGAGGAGAGAAGCAAGAUAGGUGCAAAAAGCCAAGCUUCCUGUUCCAGUGCUGGCCUUCAUGGGAGCUUGGGGGACAGCUGCGAGAGGAGGCUCUCUGAAGCGCACAUGCUGUGUGACAUAUGGACGGCCCUGACAGGAGCUUUGGUGUUGAAUAGUGCCAUAGCUUGGCUGUUGGAAGAUGUCUGGGGAGAGGGAACAUACACGCCCAGGCUGGAGCAUCAGCUGGGCAGCAAACUUCAAGGGAACAUGGUGGUUUAAAACAAUGGAGGAAGGUGUGGGGAGAACUGCAACCCAUGUGAACCUGCCUCUCUGAGGUGGUUUGAUCCUGUCAAGGUAUUGUCUGAGCACCUGCUGCUUAAUUUCCAUGCCUCAGAGCUUUUUAUGUAUAGCUGUAAAAUCCUUGCCUGGCACAUGGGAGACAGUGCAGAGGGUGCCCUGAACACCCUUUGCUCACUGUUGUGUUUGCAGAAGUGCACUUUCCUGUGGGGUGCCCAGAACAGGCAGCUGAGUAGAGUAGGACCCUCAAGAGCUGAUGUGGCUGGCUCUCUUGAGCAAGCUAGUCCUACUAGCUGAGUCCUGCUUGCCAAGAUCAUGCGCUUGGGGUACCUUUUCUGCUGUGGUCAGGGAUGAAUCUACCUACUCGUUGCACGCUGUACACUUGGUACCUGCUCCUGCUGUGUACAGAAGGAUGUAUCUGCUGCUCUAGAACAUCUGGCUCUGCCUCAUCCAGGUGCUUCUCAUUCUCCUCAGUGGCUGUCUGCAGACCGGGUGCAGGAGUGCAUGUUUCCUGGUCUAAUGGUGGUGUAGCAGCUGCAUGUACAAAUGGAGUCCCUGGUGCUCUGCUUAUGUUGCCCAGCUUGUGCAUCAAUCACAGAUUGCACUUAAGGGUGAGUGCAUAAGUGUGCAUUUUGUUUGCUCAGUUAGAUUUUCAGCAGAUGGUGUUGAGGAAGUAAGAAACUGGAUGCUGUGGUGUGGAUAAGUGUUGUAUGGUGGAAAAUUUGGAGAGGUGCUUUGGCUUUUGUUCCAGGACCCUCCUCUCCUUCUGACAUGCAACAGGACGUAUGCAACUUUCUAUCAGGUACGAUCUUGAAAAGCAUCCUCAGCAGCAGCCCAUCUGUGAUGGCUUUGUCUUAGUCAGUCCCUGGGGCUGCUCAGGGCUAUACAUGAUAGUGCUGAAAAGCAGUCCUAGCACACAGUGUCUCCCAAGUGCUGUGGUCUCAAAAUGUUCUUUUCCUUUGUCUCUGCUAACAUGAGUGAGUUAACAUGUGACAUGGGUAGUGGGUGACACACUGAAGCCAAGGCUCUGCACUUCGUAGGCUCCAGCUCAGAUGCCCUGCAAGUGCUGUGCCUAAUCCAGGCCAAGAUGGACUAGUUCAUACAUGCCCUUGGGUAUAUCCCUGUUACCGCAGUAGAUCUUUAUUCCUUUUCCUUGAUACAUUGACUUCCUUCCCCAAACUUGGCUAGCGUGUUUUUGAAAUGGAUGUUAAAAGUUCUCCUCUAGCCCUGGAGAAGAUCUGUCUCUUUACAGGUUCACUAAUCUGGGCCACUGUGGCUUCUCCUUACCUUUGUUCUCAGCUCAUUUUCAAUGGCCCUUUUUCUCCUCCACCUGAAGAUCAUCUUGAAAAGAUCUUCUCCCAUUUCUGAUGGAAGAUGGAGGUGAACCACUCCAUGGGGACAUGCGCUGAUGAAGCUGUGUGUACAAAUGAGAUAGAUGAUUGCUCCCUGAAAUGAGCUGUGGUUGCUUUCACAGAACGGUUAUGUGUGCAGGUUUGUGGGAGUACCUGAGCCACAUGUUAGUGAGUCUCAGCCAGUAAACUGGGAAAAUCAAUCCUCCAGCUGCAGAGGAGUCUGGCCGCUCUUGUGGGAAGGCUGGCAGAAGGGGAAGAGCACAUGGUCACUGCUUCAUUUCGGGUUGGUGUUGGCUCAGAUGUGGAAUUUUUGAUAUUUUUGGCUUAUGCACAGAUGCUGCAACUCCUGGAGGAGCUCAGGCAGGAGUGACAGGAAAUACUGGCAUGAUGUGGAUUCAGUCUGGUGUAGGGAUGUCUUGCGCUUUUAGAACAAUAAAAAUAAAUCCAAGAGGGGAGGGUAGUAACCUGAUGUGCCCCAAACUGUGGUACUGAAAAUGUCAUUGCUAGCAACAGAUGCUUUGUAGAAGCCAUGCCACAGCAAGUUGGUCUGCUUAUGUAGAGGGACAAAACGGCUUUCAGUACUGUUUGCUUGUCUCUUGAAAUGUGACAAGACAGCUCCUGAGUGCAUGGUCAGCCUGCCAGCAUGGUGUGCCAUGUCGGUGUGCUUGCCGCUUGUGUGCAGUGCCCGGUGGCAGCGGGUUUCAGAGGUAGUACCAUGACCUCAUGAAGGAGGACUUACCUUUGGCUGUGGCAGCUGAAAACAAUGGUGACCACCUCGUGCUGGGAGUUUUGCAGGCUGGCAGCACUGGUGUGAGAUGUGCAUCCAUUGUCUUGGGUUAAAAAGGCAUAAAAAAUUGAGCAUGAAGAAUAAAAACUUCCUGCUUGUGACAGUGGCAAUAAAGCUGAAUCUGGCAGCCUGGAGCACUUGCAUGAUGUGCUAGUGAGAACAUGUUGAUCUCCAUAUGAAAACCAUAAGCUCAUUUAGAAAAUUGGGCUGUCUUAUGUGAGAUUAGAGUUUCUCUUUAAUCUGCAAAUACUUAAUUAGCAUGGAAAUGGCUAGUUAAAUGGAGUUCUCAAUGUAUAUAUUGGCAUGCCAGUGUGGUGGUGCUCCCUAGCAGGUGGUGUGUUUCCUUUCAGGAUGCUGGACGAGUUAGUUCCUGGCUCUGAGGCCAAGCAAGAUGCUCUAGAUGAAGUGGGCAGAAGCAGUCCACAGCACCAUGCAGACAUGGAUGUGUCUCCUUUCCUCCUCUCCAGCUUAUCAUCUAAGAAGUGAUGGCAGGACAUCCUUGCUUUACAGGAUUAUGAACAAUAUGACGUGUUAAAUGCCCCAAGGUUUGCUGGUGUCUGGCUGCUGCAGUGACUCUGGUCCCUGGCCAGCAGAGUUUAAUGCAGCUUUCCACUAACCAGGGUGGCACAUCAUCCUGGGAGCUGCAACAGGGCCCUGUGAGGACCUGGGGAGCUGCCAUCCUCACAGGGUAGCCCCUCACUGUGGCUAGCUCUGUGUGCAGACAGGAGACCAAGCACUGUCUCCUAGUACCUGCAAUGACUUUGCUGGGCCUCUAUUGGCACUCUAAUGACUUUGCACAUGGUCAGAGUAGGUAUCUCUGUUAAACUGUCUCCUCGGGUCUAACUGGUAUCUCAGCCUUGUUUUAUCCACACAGAUGCACACGCUGGCUUCAGUGCUAUGGAAAUGCAGAGGUGUAUGGUGGGGGUGCAUCUGUCACCAGCUGGAACAAGAGGACGGAACAUGAAGACCUGUCUGCUAAUGGUUUGGGACUGCUGCUGAGUGUGGAACUCCCCUGCCCUGGGACUGGCCUGGCCCUGGCACUGCUUGCUGUGCGAAGCAGCUGGGUUCUGCCUGCGAUGGCACGUGAACAGAGCAGAAAUAACAUUCAUCCCAGAUUUGAUGAUAAUGAAAAUACAGAAAAAAGAACAGCAGCUGCCAAGCUUAAAAGCGCUGAGCUGCUCCCCAAUGUCGGAUGCCUGGGAGUGCAAGGCAGAGGACCCCUUUGCCAGCAGCGAGGAGCAGAACAAGGUGCCCCACCAGCUGACAGUGACAGACACAGACACAGGCAGCCAGUGCCAGUGCCUGGAGGAGGAGCCCAACCGGGCUCCCCAGAAGCGGAUGGGCACUCAGAACGGGAUGCAGGACAGUGGGGGCGGGGGCACAGGGGUGAAGAAGAAACGGAAGAAAAAGGAUCUGGGAGAACAGGAAGGGGGAGAAAAAGUGGCUGUGGAGGUGAAACCAAAGAGGAGGAGAGAACCUAAAGAACCAAAAGAGCCUAAAAAGGCUAAGGAGCCCAAGAAACCGAAGGAGCCCAAGCAGAGGGAGGUGGCCAAGAAGCCCCGGAAACCUCGGGAACCCAAAGCCCCCAAGGAGCCUAAAGACAAGAAGACUGGCUCUGAGCCUGCCCCCAGAGCAAGACUCAAGAAGAGCAGCAAGGACACCCCUGUGGAGAGGAAGAAGAAAGGGAAGAGGAAAAAUGAGAUACCAGUGGACAGUUUGGAUUUGGAUCAGGAUCUCCUGAGCCCAUCCGUUCAGAGCCCAGAGGAGUCUGCGGAGUCGGCUGACAGCCAGAAACGCCGCUCAGGACGGCAAGUAAAGAGGAGGAAGUACAAUGAGGACCUGGAUUUCAAGGUGGUGGAUGAUGAUGGAGAGACAAUAGCCGUGCUGGGAGCUGGGCGAACCUCCGCACUCUCCGCCUCUACUCUGGCAUGGCAGGCAGAGGAGCCUCCCGAGGAUGACGCCAAUAUCAUUGAGAAGAUCCUUGCCUCCAGGAUGGUGCAGAAGGAGGCACAUCCUGGAGGCCUGGCAUUUGAGAUGGAGGAGUUCUACGUCAAGUACAGAAACUUCUCCUACCUCCACUGUAAGUGGGCAACUCUGGAGGAGCUGGAGAAGGACCCCAGGAUCUCCCAGAAGAUAAAGCGCUUCCGGAACAAGCAGGCUCAGAUGAAGCAUAUUUUUACAGAGCCUGAUGAGGAUCUGUUCAACCCCGACUAUGUGGAGGUAGAUCGAAUUCUGGAGGUGGCUCACACAAAGGAUCCUGACACUGGGGAAGAGGUGACUCACUACCUGGUGAAGUGGUGCUCACUGCCCUACGAGGAGAGCACCUGGGAGCUGGAGGAGGAUGUUGACCCAGGGAAGAUUAAAGAGUUUGAAGCCCUCCAAAUCCCUCCAGAAAUCAAGCACAUGGUAACGUACCCAGAGGAGCGCCCAGCAUCUGAGUCCUGGCAGAAACUGGAGAAGUCCCGGGAGUAUAAGAACAGCAACCAGCUGCGGGAGUAUCAGCUGGAGGGAAUGAACUGGCUGCUUUUUAACUGGUAUAACAGGAAGAACUGCAUCCUGGCUGAUGAGAUGGGGCUGGGGAAGACAAUCCAAUCAAUCACCUUCCUCUCAGAAAUAUUCCUGAUGGGCAUCCAUGGCCCCUUCCUCAUCAUUGCACCUCUCUCCACCAUCACCAACUGGGAGAGGGAGUUCCGCACCUGGACAGAGAUGAAUGCCAUCGUAUACCAUGGCAGCCAGAUCAGCCGGCAGAUGAUCCAGCAGUACGAGAUGGUGUACAGGGACACACAGGGUAACCCUCUCCCUGGGAUCUUCAAGUUCCAGGUGGUUAUCACCACCUUUGAGAUGAUCCUUGCUGACUGUCCAGAGCUGAAGAAGAUCCAGUGGCGCUGCGUGGUCAUUGACGAGGCACAUCGCCUGAAGAACAGGAACUGCAAACUCCUGGAGGGCCUGAAGCUCAUGGCCCUGGAGCACAAGGUGCUGUUGACAGGGACCCCCCUGCAGAACUCGGUGGAGGAGCUCUUCAGCCUCCUGAAUUUCCUGGAGCCACAGCAGUUCCCCUCAGAGACAGCCUUUCUGGAGGAGUUUGGAGACCUGAAGACAGAGGAGCAGGUGAAGAAGCUGCAGUCCAUUCUGAAGCCCAUGAUGCUGAGACGGCUGAAGGAUGAUGUAGAGAAGAAUCUGGCACCCAAGCAGGAGACCAUCAUUGAGGUGGAGCUGACCAAUAUCCAGAAGAAAUACUACCGGGCCAUCCUGGAGAAGAACUUUUCCUUCCUCUCCAAGGGUGCCAACCAGCACAAUAUGCCCAACCUCAUCAACACUAUGAUGGAGCUGCGGAAGUGCUGCAAUCACCCGUAUCUCAUCAAUGGGGCAGAGGAGAAGAUCCUGGAAGACUUUCGUAAAACACACAGCCCAGAGGCACCAGACUUCCAGCUGCAGGCAAUGAUCCAGGCGGCCGGGAAGCUGGUGCUCAUUGAUAAGCUGCUUCCCAAGCUGAUUGCUGGUGGGCACAAGGUCCUCAUCUUCUCUCAGAUGGUGCGCUGCCUGGACAUCCUUGAAGACUAUCUCAUUCAGAGGCGGUACACCUAUGAGCGCAUUGAUGGGCGGGUGCGUGGGAAUCUGCGCCAAGCUGCCAUCGACCGCUUCUGCAAGCCUGACUCGGAUCGCUUCGUCUUUCUCCUGUGCACGCGGGCAGGCGGGCUGGGCAUCAACCUGACCGCUGCCGACACCUGCAUCAUCUUUGACUCAGACUGGAACCCACAGAAUGACCUACAGGCUCAAGCUCGCUGCCACCGGAUCGGGCAGAGCAAGGCAGUGAAAGUCUAUCGCCUCAUCACCAGGAACUCCUAUGAGCGGGAGAUGUUUGACAAGGCCAGCCUGAAGCUGGGCCUGGAUAAGGCUGUGUUGCAGGACAUCAACCGCAAGGGCAGCACGAACGGGGUUCAGCAGCUCUCAAAGAUGGAGGUGGAGGACCUGCUGCGGAAGGGUGCCUAUGGCGCUCUGAUGGAUGAGGAGGAUGAAGGAUCGAAGUUCUGCGAGGAAGACAUUGAUCAGAUCCUCCAGCGCAGGACUCAGACCAUCACAAUCCAGUCUGAGGGGAAGGGCUCCACCUUUGCCAAGGCCAGCUUUGUAGCAUCGGGAAACAGAACUGACAUUUCCUUAGAUGACCCCAACUUCUGGCAAAAGUGGGCCAAGAUAGCAGAGCUCGAUACAGACACCAAGAAUGAAAAGGAGAGCCUGGUCAUCGACAGGCCCCGAGUGCGGAAGCAAACCAAACACUACAACUCCUUUGAAGAGGAUGAGCUGAUGGAGUUCUCUGAGCUGGACAGUGACUCGGAUGAGCGACCCACACGCUCACGGCGCUUCAAUGAGAAGACACGACGGUACCUGCGGGCUGAGUGCUUCCGCGUGGAGAAGAAUCUGCUCAUAUUCGGCUGGGGACGCUGGAAAGAUAUCCUGACCCAUGGGCGGUUCAAGUGGCACCUGAAUGAGAAGGACAUGGAGAUGAUUUGUCGGGCCUUGCUGGUCUAUUGCGUCAAACACUACAAGGGGGAUGAGAAGAUUAAGAGUUUUAUCUGGGAUCUCAUCACACCGACGAAGGACGGGCAGAACCAGGCUCUGCAAAAUCACUCAGGCUUGUCAGCACCAGUGCCCAGAGGCAGGAAGGGGAAGAAGACGAAGAACCAGAUGCUGCUUCCUGAGAUAAAGAACGCGGACUGGCUUGCCACCUGCAACCCUGAGGUCGUCCUGCAUGAUGACAGCUACAAGAAGCACCUCAAACAGCACUGCAACAAGGUUCUGCUGCGGGUGCGAAUGCUCUACUACCUGAAGGCUGAAGUGCUGGGGGAGGCUGCAGACAAAGCCUUCGAGGGAACCCCUGCCAGGGAGCUGGAUGUUCUGCUGCCAGACAUUGACUACGUGGAGAUCCCGGUGGACUGGUGGAAUGCCGAAGCUGAUAAAUCCCUGCUUAUUGGCGUCUUCAAGCAUGGUUACGAGAGGUACAAUGCCAUGAGGGCAGACCCGGCGCUGUGCUUUCUGGAGAAGGUGGGCAUGCCAGACGAGAAGCUGCUUUCUGCAGAGCAGGGUGUCAGCGAUGGAGCCCAGGAUGCUGCUGAAAGGGGCAGCAUGGAAAAGGAAGACAGCAGUGGAGAAAAGCUGGAGGGGCUGCCAAAGCAGGAGGACGUUGUGGCAGCUGGGGUGGGCGAAGCCAGUGAGAAGCGGGACGAGCCAGUGGCAGCCCAGGAUGGCUCCGACUCAGACAGAUCCUGCUGGCCUGUCUCAUCUGCUCUCACAGCCAGACUGCGGAGGCUUGUCACCGUCUACCAGCGCUGCAAUCGCAAAGAGCUGCCUCCUCGUGCCGAGAUGCUCAUGCCUGGUAACCAUGGAUACUGGCUGCAGGACGAGAUGUUCAGGAGAGCCUCUGAGAUGGACUCGGUGAACAAAGAAAUGCAGAAGAGGUGGACCAGGAGGGAACAGGCAGAUUUCUACCGCACUGUCUCCUCCUUUGGGGUUAUCUAUGACCAGGAGAAAAAGGUCUUUGACUGGGCCCAGUUCCGAGCGAUCUCUCGACUGGAGAAGAAGACAGAUGAGAGCCUGGAGAAGUACUUUUACAGCUUUGUGGCCAUGUGCAAGAAUGUCUGUGGUCUCCCACUGUGGAAAGAGGAUGGUCCCCCAGACCCCGACAUCUACGUGGAGCCCAUCACGGAGGAACGUGCUGCCAGAACCCUCUACCGUAUCGAACUUCUGCGAAAGGUGCGCGAGCAGGUGCUCAAGUGUCCGCAGCUCCAUGAGCGGCUCAAGCUGUGUCGGCCAAGCCUCUACCUGCCGGUGUGGUGGGAGUGUGGCAAACAUGAUCGGGACCUGCUGAUCGGCACCGCCAAGCAUGGCCUGAAUCGCACCGACUACUACAUCAUGAAUGACCCCCAGCUGUCUUUUUUAGAUGCAUACAGGAACUAUGCCCAGCAUAAAAGAACGGGGCUCCCAGGCCCAGAAACUCUGUGCUGCCUUUACCAGACUAACUCCAAACUCUACAGUUCCCCUUUGUACAGCCAGGUGGACCAGGCUUGCGAACCCCUGGAGAAUGAAGCCGAGAGUCAGAUCAAGCUAGAAACCAUAGACAACGCUAUGUCUCAGGCUGGGGGCAGUCCGCCAGAUGCAAACUGUGACAGAUUCAUGUCUAAAGUCCAGGACAUCAUUUCCAGUAACUUUGAUGAGAGCUCUCUGCCAGACUCAUUGGUGUGCAUGAUGUACGAUGAGAAGGCCUGUAACAGCGAGCAGAGCUCCCUUGCCCGAGACAGCCCAAGUUGCACAGACGUUGGAAGCAGCAUUGCUAAACUCUCUGAGGGCAAGCUAGAGGGGGAUGAGGAUCCAUCCAGCUGUGAUGCAGACGCCAUGAAAGAGGCUCCCUUCCUAGAGGGUCUGCAGGUGGGUUGUGACCAAAUGGACAGUCAGAAUGAGGAAGCUGAGCCUUCACCUUCUACCCCUGAAAGCGACCCUUCGCAGAGCAUCCCAGCAGAGCUCUGUGAAGCCUUGCAGCAGAAGAGAGACCUCGCCAGCCCUGAGACAGUGCUGCCUGAGCAUGGUGCCGUGGAAGGGGUCAUAAGCAUGGGGCUCUACAGUCCCAGUCUUCAUAAUUAUGAAAUAAAGGUUCCUCCUGAGCAGAGGUUCAUCAAUCUGCUGCAGGAGAAAGGAAUAGAGGCAAAGUCAGGGCCAAGUCAGAGCCACAGCGAGGAAGAUGAGGAGGAAGAAGAUGACGAUGAUAACUCUGAGGCAGCAGCAGAUGUUGUGGAAGGCUUGAGCGGUCCUGAAACCAGGGCUGGUUGUGAUCCCGAGGCUAAUGAACCAGGGGGCGAGGAGCAGAGCUCUGGCCUCCCCACACCUGAGGACACUUGCGCAGAAGACAUGAAUGGAGAGAGAGAGUCCCUGGAGCUGGCGACACCCAAAGGGCUGCGGGAGCCUGGGCCAGAGGGCAGGGAGGACCAUGGCCUGGAUGAGGAGAGCACCCUGCAGCACUCACCGGCUCAGGCUCAGAGCCAGGCUUUCAGCCUGCCUGCACCUCUGCUGGGGGCCCCAGGAGCAAAGCCCACCCGUGCCAGGGGGGAGGCCUGGGGCCGGGGGGCUGAGGGGCAGCCAGGCUGCAGAGAGGCCCUGCACCCUGAGCCCCAGGGGAUGAAGCAAGAAGAGUGUGAGAACAGAGAUGAGGGGGAGAAAGCCAGCAGUAACCAGUGUCAAGAUGGUCCAGAGAAGUACUUGGAGGAAGAGAGCAAGAGUUCUGCUUCUGUCCUGCCUGGGGAGAUUGAUGACCUUCAGGAUGCCCGGGCACCAACCAUAGCCCAGCUGCUGCAGGAAAAGACGCUUUACUCCUUCUCUGAGUGGCCUAAGGACCGUGUGAUCAUCAACCGCAUUGACAACAUCUGCCAUGCCAUCCUGAAGGGCAAGUGGCCCUCUUCCAGCCAGCAGUUCGAGACACAAAGCCUGCUGACAGCUUCAACAGUAGCCAGCAGUGCUGGCAGCAGGAACAGCUUCGCCGAGUCAGAAGCCCCUGAUCCCAGCUACAAUAACGGGGUGUUAAUCUCACAGGUACAAAAGGAAGGUUUCCUCACCCCUGCCAUGGCAAAGGAUGAGCGGAAGCACAGGAGGCCCUAUGAAUUCGAGAUGGAGAGAGAUACCAAACAGAGGAGCUUGGAGCAGCUAGCAGCAACCCAUGUUCAUCCUCCCAUUGUGCUGAAUGGCUGGCGUGACGCAGCGGUGGACUUGUCCAGAGCCUCUGAUGGGUCCCCGGGGAACUCCUCUCCUUUCCCCCUGAACACAAAUAUGCCCAAACUGGGGACCGUGAACACCCUCCAGGGCUCCCUGGGCAUGGACUUGUCUGGCAUCCUCCAGGCAGGGUUAAUCCAUCCUGUCACAGGACAAAUUGUAAAUGGCAGCCUCCGAAGAGACGAUGCUGCCAUGAGGAGGAGACGGGGCAGGAGAAAAAAUGUAGAAGGGAUGGACCUCAUCUUCUUGAAGGAGAGGCCUCUUCCAGCCAGGCUGCAGGAUGUUCAGGAAGACCAGCCACAGCCCUCUCAGAACAGUCCCCUCCCUGAUGGGCCGGUUGCUGCUACCUCAACUCCACAGCCAGUCCCAGCUGCAGGCAGCCAAGCAGAGAAGGCUGUCCCGAAUAAGAGUCUCCUCGACUGGCUCCGUCAGCAGUCUGACUACACAGUUGACGUUCCCGGCUUUGGCACAAAUUUCUCAGACAAGCCCAAGCAGAGGAGGCAGCGCUGCAAGGACCCCAGCAAAUUGGACAUUAACUCACUCACGGGAGAGGAACGAGUGCCUGUGGUACAUAAGGGUACCGGACGGCGGUUAGGGGGAGCCACGGCACCAGCAUUGAAGGAAUUGCCAAGGUGGCUUGAUGCAAACUUGGAGUAUGCUGUUGCAGCUGACUGGGCUGACAUUGUUAAGCUUUCAGGCUACUUACCAGAAAGCAAAUUCAAUCGCAUCCUAACUGAGCCUGUGCUCCGAGAUGCGGGGCCCCGCCGGAGGGGGAGAAGGCCCCGAAGCGAACUCAUUAAAGGCCCCAGCGUUGUAGCAGAUUCUUCUUCUGGAAUGGGACCAUUGUUCAUGAACGGACUGAUUGCUGGGAUGGAUCUAGUAGGACUUCAGAACAUGAGAAACAUGCAGGGGAUCCCUCUGACUGGGCUGGUUGGAUUUCCUGCUGGAUUUGCAGCAGUGCCCGCCAGCGAGGAUGUUAAAAGCACCCUGAGUAUGCUGCCCAUGAUGCUGCCGGGCAUGGCUACUGUACCACAGAUGUUUGGCGUUGGAGGACUUCUCAACCCCCCCAUGACAACUACUUGUACUGCUACUGCUCCAACUUCGCUAACAAGCACAACAAAAAGUGGUACAGCCAGCGCAGAGAAAGCUACUGAGGAUAAACAGAGUAGCCAGGAUCUGAAAAAAGAAACUCUCUCAGAAGAUAAGCCUGGUCCUAGUUCGUUUUCUAAUCAGACAGAAUCUGCAAUAACUACCAGUAGUCCUGUAGCUUUUAACCCAUUUCUUAUCCCAGGGAUGUCUCCUGGACUGAUCUAUCCCUCAAUGUUUCUUUCCCCUGGCAUCGGCAUGGCGCUACCCGGCAUACAGCAAACCAGGCACUCGGAGGCAGCGAACCUGGAAAGCCAGAAGCGGAAGAGAAAGAAAGCAAAAGGGGAAUUUGCAAACCCAGAGCCAGAAACUGUCUCGCUGCCAGAAAAAGAAGCUGCAAACAGUCAAAACUGUAGAGAGCAAACACCGCCUUUGUCGGCAGAGAAAGAGCAGAAUGGACCAGCAGAGGAGGAACGCGAAGCAGCUCGCGAUACCAAUUAGAACUUUUGUUUCAUUGAAAAAAAACCACACAAAAAGAUUGUGGCUUGUGAGUUUCUUAUCCCAUAAACUCUUUGUUACUUACCCUCCCACCCCGCUCCGCCUUCAUAAACCUGUGUUUCCAUGAAUAAUAUUAUCUACCUAAUUCCCUGUCAGAAAAAACUCUGGUGACAUAUUACAUGUUAAUAGUUGCAGGGUCUUGCCACUUUAUUAGAUAAACAGUGUUGUCUAGCUAGUAUGGGAGGCACCAAAUUCUCGUUCUGGUUCUGUUUUUCCAGUUGUUCAUCCCAGCCGAUGAUAGCAAAUCCAGUACUCAGUCACCCCCCCCAAAAUUGCUCACUCCUUUGAGAAGAAAAAGCAGGGGGAAAAAAAAAAAAAAAAAAAAAAAAAAAAGCAAGAGCAAAAGAAAAAGUCUUUACCUCUUGGUCUACACGCAGACGAGGGUAUUUCUGUCUAUAAUGACACUGAAUGAAAAAGCCUGUAUUUGGGGGUAAAAAGCACAGCUAUAGUAAGUGCUAAUGUGUAUUUUUGAUUUAAAGUAUUUCCCUAUUUUAUCAUGGUUACUAGAAUAGUAGUAUAGACAGACGUAUAUAACUAAUGAUUGAAAAUGCAUUUAUUCAUUUCUUUGAAAGGAAAAAGCAUAACUGGUAGUGAUAUGAUUUCUUUAUCACCCCCACCUCAAAGGUUUGGAGACAAACUGCAGUGAGUGAAAGUAUGACGUAGACAUUCUUUUGUAUUUUUUAAACCCAAAGUUUGGUUUUAUGUUAAGUGGAGUUUAGUUGCCCUUUCUUCAAUAGUUACAAGGACUUUUCAGCUUGAGCUGGAAAGGUUUUGCACAUCUUGCAUGACUUUUUUUGGGAUUACUGUACAUGUAGCUACCAGUUUCUUCAUCAUUCUGCUAGUCUUCAGUUCUGCUCUCUGGUGUUAGUUCUCAUCUAUGGUAUUAGAAGUGCUGUAAAGGUAUUUUUUUCCAGCCAUGAACAGGCCACACUGAUUUUAAUGCUCUUAUAUGAACACUGAGGCUUUUUUAAUUUUUGUGUUUUCCGCUCCUUACCCCAGAAGCAACGUCUUUUCAGCAAACAACGGAAAGGCUGUAAGCCGGCUUUCCUGUUUGGGGUAGUCCUCCAAGAAGGACCCCUGAGACUUUCAAAGCUUGAGCUCCUUUUUUUCUAGCGUUAGACUGUGAAGAGGUGACCUUGGCUGCUUCUUUCCAUUCCAUUUGCUGUUGAACAGUAUUUCAGAUUCCCCUCCAAAUGGCAAAUGAUUUUUGACAUCUGCAUUUUAAAGAGACAGGUUUUAAUGCUGUCAGUCCCCCAGCAGCUCUGGGUACUGAGACUCCUCUCCACAGGCAACUCUUCUUGUUUCUCCUUCCCCUCACUCCUCGUUUAAUUCUUUUUUUCACUUGGGCUUGUUCUUAUUUGCAGCUCAUGGUUUGAGACUUGAAAUAAACCCACAGUGGUGCAGCAGUGAGAUGAAAGGCAGGCUGGUGAGGGAGUUGGGAGCGUGCUAGUAAUCGGUUUCACAUUUGGUUGUCACAAUUUACUGUAUUUUUUACUUAUUUUCUGUUACAGUUUUGCUAAUUUAUCAGAUGGUCCAAAUGUUUUGACAUAACUAUUGCAGUUUGCAUUAUUUAUUUAUGAUGCUUUUUGUCAUUGUCUUUUAUACAUUUGGGAUUAUAAAUUAUGUACGUGUUAAAAUUAGCAUCUCAAAGAAGUCUGUUACCCAUGGUCUAAAAAGCAUUUGGUUUAUAUUUUUACGGACUUUAUUCCCAGUUUACUGGAUUGGAUAUUUUUUUUUUAAAAGUAUGUAACCAAUCAUGAUGCAACCACCCCCGAUAAUUAAAUGUUCUAUUUAAUAACAUCCUUGUAGCAUAGAUAACUGUAUCCCUAUCAACAGAUUUCUUAGAAAUGCUGCUAUCUCUAUUUAACUAACAUUUUGUUCAGUUUUGCCUCCAGUGGAAGCAGAAAGGGUUUUUUCAGCUGUUAAAUCCAAAAUCAAUAUAAUUUAUUUAUGUAAAAAAAAAAAAUCACGAUUGAUAUAUUUUUGAACCUUUUAAGUACUAACUUUCUUUUUAUUCAGUAGAAAAACAUGUACUUGCCCUAAAUCCUUAAAAUACAAAUGCUAUAAAACUUCAUAUAUCUUCAAAGCCUUACUGUGAAUGGAUGCAGAAAUCUCUUCAGAGUCCACUUCUUGUUAUGGGAUGGUUUUUCCAGGGUUACGCGUGUAAGGAACAGGGUUGAAAGUGGAAUUUAUUUAAUUAGCCAGCAUGCUCUAUACCUUGUUCUUCCUUAUCAGACAUGUAUGCUAUGUCUCUGGGUGUUUAGGCUUCUCUUUGACUGCUACUUUGUGACCCUUUUGCAACCCGAUAUACUCUGUGGAUUAUUUAGACUGUAAGGCGUAAGUGGCUUCUUCUUAUUUUCCAUCGUAUCCAACACAAAUGCCAAAUUUUCACCGAUUUUCAUGGCUACUCACACAAACAUACAUCCUUCACCAAAUGUGCUAACGAAAUAAACUGUCUGUGCUCUUGAACAUGGAUAAAAAGAAAAAGAUUUAAAAGUCAGAUUUUUAUUUUUUUAAUUUAGUGACUAGAUGAUGCGUAUCUUUCAGACUUGGCAGAGCCUUGCUACAGAUGUAUAUAAUUUUUUUUCAGCAAAUAUAUGUGAAUGUUUAAUUCACCUGA